CCCGCCCCUUGUGCAGCUUCGGCGGCCUACGUCUGGAGAAAACCCUACCGGGUGGCUUAACUCGGCCCAAGCCGGAGCGAGCGGUGCCGCCCUACAACCUUCGCCCCCGGCCCGGCGGCCAGCUCCGCCUCUUGUCGAAUCUUUCCUACAGCCCAAGAUGGCGGCGGAGGUGGAUUUUGGCGACCUAGAGUUGUUCGAGGCGUUUGACCACCCAGAGGAGUCGAUUCCGAAGCCCGUUCACACCCGCUUCAAGGACGACGACGGCGACGAGGAGGACGAGAACGGGGCUGGCGACGCGGAGCUGCGGGAGCGGCUUCGGCAGUGCGAGGAAACCAUCGAGCAGCUCCGCGCCGAGAAUCAAGAACUUAAAAGAAAAUUGAACAUUCUGACUCGACCAAGUGGAAUAUUGGUGAACAAUACUAAGUUAGAUGGACCUUUAUUACAGAUUCUAUUUAUGAACAAUGUUAUUUCAAAGCAAUAUCAUCAAGAAAUAGAGGAAUUUGUAUCAAAUUUAGUAAAUAGAUUUGAGGAACAGCAGAAAAAUGAUGUGGAAAAGACUUCCUUUAAUCUUUUGCCCCAGCCAUCUAGUGUUGUGCUGGAAGAGGACCACAAAGUAGAAGAAUCCGGUGCCAUUAAAAACAACAAGGAAGCUUUUAGUGUUGUAGGAAGUGUCCUGUAUUUUACUAAUUUUUGCCUUGAUAAAUUGGGGCAACCGCUACUAAAUGAAAACCCUCAGCUUACCGAAGGAUGGGAAAUACCCAAGUACCAGCAAGUCUUCAGCCACAUUGUUUCUCUAGAAGGGCAAGAAAUACAAGUAAAGGCAAAAAGGCCAAAGCCUCACUGUUUCAAUUGUGGUUCUGAAGAACAUCAAAUGAAAGAUUGCCCAAUGCCGCGGAAUGCUGCUCGAAUAAGUGAAAAGAGAAAAGAGUAUAUGGAUGCCUGUGGUGAGGCGAACAGCCAGAAUUUUCAGCAGCGAUACCAUGCAGAAGAGGUGGAAGAAAGAUUUGGAAGAUUCAAGCCAGGAGUCAUAAGCGAGGAACUUCAGGAUGCACUGGGUGUGACGGACAAGAGCCUUCCGCCUUUCAUAUAUCGGAUGCGCCAGCUUGGAUACCCACCCGGGUGGCUCAAAGAGGCUGAACUGGAGAACUCAGGGCUUGCACUCUAUGAUGGAAAAGACAGUGCUGAUGGGGAAGCGGAAGCUGGAGAAGCCCAACAGAAUAAAAGCGUCACCUACGAUCUCUCAAAAUUGGUAAACUAUCCAGGUUUUAAUAUAUCUACUCCCAGAGGAAUUCCAGAUGAAUGGAGGAUGUUUGGGUCCAUACCAAUGCAGGCUUGUCAGCAGAAGGACGUUUUUGCCAAUUACCUUACUUCCAACUUCCAAACGCCAAGUGUGAAGUCUGGCAGCAAGAGGUCUUCGUCCCAGUCCAGCCCUGGUAGCCCGAAGAAGCAGAGGAAGGAAGGCGGCUCAGCAGCCUCGCCUGCAGACAUGGAGCUCGACUCAGAUGCGGAGGUCCUGCACAGCUCUCCAAGCAGCGAAGCUUUUCAGUUUCAGCCCCCAUUGCCCCCUGGCACUCCUCCCCCCCUGCCACGGGGGACUCCUCCACCCAUCUUCACCCCUCCACUCCCCAAGGGCACCCCGCCGCUGACUCCCAGUGACUCCCCCCAGACCCGAACAGCGUCGGCGGCUAUGGAUGAGGACUCGCUGACUCUGGAAGAACUUGAAGAACAGCAAAGGCGGAUAUGGGCGGCCCUCGAGCAGGCGGAGAGCGUGAACAGUGAUUCUGAUAUUCCUGUGGACACACCUUUAACUGGGAAUUCCGUUGCCUCUUCGCCUUGUCCAAAUGAGCUAGACCUCCCUGUUGCAGAGGGGAGAACCUCUGAAAAGCAGGUGCCUGAUGAGCCCGAGGUGGCAGACCCUUGUACGAAGAAAUCGGAAGUUGAACAUUCUCUGAGCCCAGAUUCUGAGCCUCCGUUGCCUUGUCAGAAGGAAGAGGACGAGUCUGCUCAGCUAGACUCUAAAGAUGCCCGUCUUGACAAUGGCGUUGUUGUGUCGGACUGCGACAUCAGUAAUGGAGGCAGUCAGAAGCUCCUUCACGUGGACGCCAGUCCUUCAGCAGCCACUAAAACUCACAGUCCUGUACCUGACAUGAGCAAGUUUGCAACUGGAAUAACGCCAUUUGAAUUUGAGAAUAUGGCAGAAUCUACUGGAAUGUACCUCAGGAUAAGAAACUUGCUAAAGAACUCACCCCGAAACCAGCAGAAAAACAAAAAGGCCUCUGAGUAACUGCUUGACUUAGCACGAAGAGCUAUUUAAUUACCUGUAACUUUGUGUUCUGUUAAUUAGUACCAAGUGGAGAUAAAAUUGUUUUCCGGUUUGUCCCUCCCAUGUUUAAAAAUCUAUCCAAAGCUUACUUGUGGCCCAAAGGUAGGCCUGUUUUAAGAACAGAAAGACUGGGCUUGCUGGUUUACUGUAUUUUAUCUUAUUGAUAAAAACUUGGGGGGUGAUGUAAGUAUGGGCUGGUCUAGAGUAGUUCGCUAAGGUUUCUAGUACUUUGGGAUCGUGUCUGUCAAGAGUGAUGGUUUUUAUCUGUCUUUUGUACAUUGUUUUCCCUUUCUACAUUUGCUAAUUAUCCUGUAUAUAAGUUUAAUAUAUCAUUUUUUAAAGAAGGAAAUUCUAACCAUUUUAAAUUCAUAUUUCAACUCUGACAACCAAACGAGAAAAAUCAGGGAUGAGCAGCUUUACCCCAUUUGGGGUAUUUUUGUAAGUGAUUUACACACAUCAAUUUUAAUAACACUUUUACUUUUUUGUAACUUCAUUCCUCCUAUAAGUUUGCUAUAUAGGUAUGUUCAUCUUUGUGUACAAAGGUUUAAUAAAUUAGCUUUCAUAUACAUAAUCUUAAGACUUUGAAUACAAAAAAGUGAUUCAGCUAAAUUAGUGUAUACAACCUUGUAAGUUUGGACAUAAAUUAUGUGGUUGCAAAAAUUAGUGGUAGCAAAGAAAAUCUAGGAAAAUGCAAGUUCGAGUAUUUUUAAUGUUCUUUCAGCCUUAACUAUAGAGACAGCAGACUCUUUUAAAGUAAUUAUUUUGAAAAAAAAAAAAACAACCAGAGGGCAGCUAGCCUUUGUACAAAAAUAACUUUCUAGAUUUGAACCCUAAGAUAAUUAAUACUUAGAAGUAAAAGGUAGACAUAAACAAAUUGCUUUUAAUUGUCAGGUGCAUAAGAUAGUGCUGGACUGUGUUUUUUGUCUUUAAGUGGAAUGCCAUUACAUUUUUACAGUCGCGUCCCUGAAAACAACUUGAACUUAGUCUCAGGUAGUGUGAUCCUGCUCUCAGGCCAGCAGAGGGAGCAAACUACAACCAUUGCAGACCAUUCCAGAUUUCGUUUUCAGUUUGAGAACUCGGAUAACCACAUCUACUCUUCUAUAAACAGGAAAGGGAAGGAAAAUCCUAGGAAAGGGGCAGUUUAUUUUCAAGGCCCUCACAGAACAUGCUAGAAAUUGAAUAAAAUGUUAAAUACUUCUGGGUUUUUGAGUGGAAGUAUUAAAAAAAAAAGUGAUCCUAGUUUACAUAGUGUUUUCAUAUACACUGUCUUAAUAGUUUUGUCAGGUACAUCUAAUACCACUACAUUAUGUCUGUAACCUGAGGAAACUGCUGGCAUUGAGAGGUUCCAGGGACUUGUCAGCGUGCAGGAAGUGGUUGUUGACAGGCCAGUCUUCCACUGAGGCCUUGACUAUUCCCUGAGUCAUACAGGUGGUGAAGGGCCGCUGUGAGGACUGCUUGGGAGCACCAGGGAGAGACACCUAGCAGUUUUCUCCUUAGCACGAGCCACAGGUCUCAUGUUAAGGUGUGUUCGUGGCAUUCCCCCCAUGUUCACAAUCCCCAUAGUAGGCAGGUAUGGUUAAUUUCCUGUUUUAGAGGAAGUACCUAAGACUCGCAGCUGGUAAAUCACCUAGUGACCCUAACGCCAGAGCGCUCUGACCCCCACAUCCACACUCUUAGCCACUGUGGUGCCUCCUUGUCAAAAACUCUAUAAAAGCAGUGGCUUCUCCAAAAUUGGCUUCUCUUUUUUACUUGCUCAAUUACUUAUUAAGGACACAGUUAUGUAGUUCUAUGUACUUUGGGGCCUUACAAGGAGGAAAUGAUAGAAUCUGCUUCUAGGAGCUUACACGCUAGCAGAAGACAAUGGCUUCCUCCUGGCCACGAGAUCCACGGAGUGGCUGAAUAGAAAGGACAAGGUACUUGGACCAUCUCGGGUAGGGGGAGAAGCGCCUAGGGAGGACUGGCUUCAAAUUCACAAGGCUGUGGGUUCAAGUGUUUAUUUGGAAGGUACUUAAAGACUUAUGGAAAGAGAGAAACGUUGAGCUAAGCCUGAGAGGGGAGGUAGAAGGAUUUCCAUAGAUGAAGCAACCAUUGAAUGUACGGGAAAUGCCGUGAAUAACACGAGCAGGAACAUUCGAGAAAUGUAGGGUGGUAGAAAAAAGGACUUUGAAAAGGGCCCUUGAUUCAUCAACACUGAGAACUCUUGAUUGCUUUGCUAUGGGGUUUGAAUUUUAUUAGGGAAAAGGAUCUGCUUACAGAUCUUUCGGUGACAAGUGACCUCAUCUAAGUGGUAUUUUAGGGAGAUGAAUCCUAAAGCAGAACUGAGAGUGAACUGGAGAGAAGAGACAUUUCACAGAAGGAAGCCUCCCCCAAAUGCAGACUACUUGCCUUAGGAAGGUGCCCCACUUUUAAAAUCUGUCGUACGUGCUGUAUUUGAGCGUCAUGGAAAGCGCUGGGCGGAACAACAUGUUGUGUGGACUUGUCUGCGCAGUGACAGAUCUCGGGGUGUGGGUAGGUGAGGUCAUAAGCAAACACUUGUACUUCAGGAUGGACUUGGAGCUGGGCUGGGGACCGGUUUCUAAUCUUUGCCUUGGGUUGGAAGGAAUGUGGAUUGCAAUACGGGUUGCUAAAACAAGACCAGCUGUCAUCUCCUUGGGCAGAUAAGUGGAAAAAAGGCUCUGCCCUUACUAGAAUCAAAUAACCGAUUUCUUCUUUCCAAAGCUUGAAUUUCCUUAAGUGGUCAAAACUAGCCUGCUUUCUUCCAACAACAGUUUCUCCUAGUUGGUUCUGUUCUUCAGGUUCUCUGCUGGAACCAUUUUGCCCUUCUGUGUCAGACUUUGUAGAUUGUCAUUAGCAUGCAAAGUCAACAAGGGUGUUGUAAUGAUUUUGAAUACCCAAGUGGUUUGUAAGGCAUAACUCAGUUCCCAAGAACCCAGUGUGUCCACACAACCUGUGUUUGUUUUUUUCAGCAGUUAGGAAAGUCCUUUUUCCUUCAACCUAAUGUAUUCAUUGAUUUAACGGUCUAAAUUCACUUUCGAAUGGUCAGGGUGAAAUUAUUUUGUUGAUUUGUUUAUAAAUUGUUAAUUACAGAGCCAUGUCUGUAUUAAUAUAUCGGAAGUUUCUGAACAGGCAUGUUUUGUAAAUUACCAGCAAUCUAGGUAGAAUGUUUAUGGAAUGUUGGAGCGGUGACAGCGUCUAAAAGGGAAUUAUUUAUAUAUAUACACAUAUUUAUUUAUUUAAGCUUCUAAACAAAUAACUGCAUUUGGGGAGGAAAAUGGAGAGAGACUGUAAAAUUAAGUGGAAAGACCUCCCUCCCUAUUUAUUAGUUGCAGAACAUGUGUUUGUCAUUCAUAUUUGGAUUUUGAAUUUGUGGAUUUUAUAAUUUAGAAAGCCAGCCCUCUGUAAAAUUCACACCCAUACCCUUCUACUAGCUGAUGUUAACCGUCCGUGCAUUAGACUUGACUUCUAGUGAAUUUCCAUUUGCACCUAUACCCCUUCGUAAUUAUUUAAAGAAUAAAGUGGGAGACUUGAUUUUUCUUUGAAAUCUUUCCUUUUUGAAUUGUAAGCAGAAGGAGUAACAAAGCCAUCGAUUUAAAGGGAAAUCUGUGAAGGAAACCCACACCAUUUUUCUUCAUACACUAUAGAAAUUUAUUUUUUUACCAAUUUUCUAAACCCCAAACUUUUGUUUUUCUUUCCCCAAAUGGAAAGUCUUGAUUUUUUGUUGAUUAUAAAUGUAAUGCAUAUUUGUUGAUAAAUUCAAACAAAACGGAAUAGUAUAAAGCCCUUUAUAAUUACAACUUUCAGAGAAAAAUCAUUGUUUGUGGUUUGGUAUACCUUUUUCCUGAGCAAAUACAUGUAACUAAGAAUUUUUAAAAAUGUUUUGUAUGUAUUAGUGUGUUUCAAUAAAAGUGAGAUUAUACUGUGCUUACAAGUA
Ailuropoda melanoleuca (giant panda) is the source of this 6254-nucleotide messenger RNA. It is a transcript of the gene ZCCHC8, whose product is annotated as zinc finger CCHC-type containing 8. The transcript has 14 exons. NCBI's taxonomy places the organism in Eukaryota, Metazoa, Chordata, Mammalia, Carnivora, Ursidae. Gene Ontology annotation, molecular function: zinc ion binding; RNA binding. Gene Ontology annotation, cellular component: catalytic step 2 spliceosome. Bases 158 to 2284 code for a protein of 708 amino acids. Gene Ontology annotation, biological process: RNA processing. The record is from RefSeq and is a predicted model, not a curated record.